AUGUCACUUUCUCCAGCCUCAUCUCGCAAGUGGGUGUAUGGGGUAUUUGUCGCGGGUUUAGUGCUCCUUAGCCUGAUCGGCUUCAAUCCAGCCCUCUUGACCGACGCGACGAGCCAGGGAGUAUCCUAUGUCUAUGACUUCCCCUAUGCUCCGGAGACUGGCCUUGCCUCCAAUCAGCUGGCGAAACUGAAAGCGUAUCUUCCUGAGCUUGAAGAUAUCGUGUCAGCAUUGCGAAAGACGACGAUGAUAGACCAACCGGUAUCUGCUGAAUGGUCGGCAAGCAUCGCCAACAGGACUCUCGGAUUCCAAAAAGUCUUCGUCUUAUCACUUCCAACCCGGCCAGAUAAAAGAGACAGUAUCAGUGUGCAAGCUUCCCUCACAGAGUUUGACGUGACGUUUGUCGACGGUGUUGUAGGCUCUGAAAUCGGUGAUAAAGCUCUACCAUAUACAAUGACAGGUAGAGUUAACGAAUUGGGAUGUUGGAGAGCGCACAUGAAUGUCUUGCAGAUGAUUGUGAACCAAAACAUUGCAACAGCCUUGAUCUUGGAGGACGAUGCGGACUGGAACGUUGGGCUGAAAGCGCAACUCGUUCAGUACGCGCGUGGUGCCAGGUAUCUCCAGGACGUCGAAGAAAAUGCGGUGACCAGAUCUGCCUAUGGUGAUGACUGGGACAUGCUAUGGCUGGGACACUGCGCCGCAUUCACCAACCACACGGACAAGCGGCGGUUCGUGAUAGCCAACGACCCAACGGUGGAACCGGUAGGACACCGCCACUACUUGGAGGAGAUUCCCGACAUGUCAACGUGGGAUCAUCCGUCCAACGAUGUCAACGAUACUCGGAUCGUCUUUCGGUCCGCCGGUGGAGUCUGCACGGCCGCACAGGCAGUGUCAUUGGAGGGUGCUCGAAAAGCCCUGUACGCCAUGAGCAUGACACCAUAUAACAAUCCUGUCGAUUGGGGUUAUCAAAACUUGUGCAACAACAGCGAAGCCCAUUUCUCCUGCAUCUCACCGUUUCCCACUCUCUUCGGCACCAGUCAACCAGCAGGAGCGUUGAAUCGGGGCAGUGACAUUAGCAGUAGAGAUGGGGUGCGGCCGGAAGCCCACUCGAGCAAGACAGCCUUUUCUACUCGUCUCAAUAUCGAGAGGCUGAUUCUGGGUGCUGAUAAAUUCAAGAGUCAAUUUCCCUGGGGGGCUGGUGAAGAGAUGACAUAUGAUGAGAUAACAAGGGGUGUGGGCCAUGCAGAAGUUUUGCCUUGAGAUUGAGACUCGGCAGACUGAGAUGAGGUUUGUCGAGGAGGUGUUAAUUGCUUGCAAUUGUACAGACGAGAACAUUGGAAAAGGGUGAAUUUCGAAAGCUACCAGAGUACAGAAUAAGUUAUUGUGAGUGCCCAAAAACUUACGGCCUGGGACCGUUCUCCAAGGGCCUAGGGAGCC
Messenger RNA from Exophiala viscosa, 1434 nucleotides. RefSeq lists its product as uncharacterized. The transcript has 6 exons. Bases 1 to 1257 code for a protein of 418 amino acids. Lineage: Eukaryota; Fungi; Ascomycota; Eurotiomycetes; Chaetothyriales; Herpotrichiellaceae. The record is from RefSeq and is a predicted model, not a curated record.